AUGACGCACUUUGUGGGCAGCGAGGGCAGCACCCAGGGCCCUGUGUCGGUGGUGGGCGACGACCUGCCGGACAUGGGCGGCAUGGAGUGGGACGACGUGGACGCCUUCCUGGACGACUACUUGAAAGAGCUGGGCCCCGAGGCGCAGGGCCAGGAUGCCUUUGGCAACUUUGGCAUCGACUUUGCGCCCAGCACGGCGGUGCAGCCAGAGGUGCUGGGGGCGUGGGGCCCCUCCGCCCCCACCCCCUCCGCCCUGCCCGCCGACUCCACGCAGCAGCAGGGCGCCACCAUGCUGACCAGCCAGCUGCGCGCGCAGGCGCUGGGCAGCCAGCAGGGGCCCGCGGCGGCGCCGCAGCGCGCGGCCAGCGAGGCGGUGCAGCAGCCGGCGCGCGCCACGCGCGCGCGCCGGGCCGCCGCCGCGGCCUCUGCCGGCGCGGCGGCGGCGCAGGCCACGUCUGCCGGCACCUCGCGCGGCGGCUCUGGCGGCAGCCGCGGCGGCAAGGAGACCAAGAAGGAGCUGGAUAUGAAGAAGCACCUGGCACUCCAGGAGAAGAACAGGCGCGCGCAGCGGCGAUUCCGGGAGCGCCAGAAGCAGCGCGUGGCUGAGCUGGAGGAGCAGGUGGCGGCGCUGCAGGCGCAGCUGCAGGCCGCGGCGGCAGGCGAGGGCGGCGCCGCCGCGGUGGUGGCGCCGCUGCCAGCGCCCGCCGCCGUGCGGCACGUGGCUUCCGAGGGGGACGACAUGAUGCUGCAUGAUGCCGUGCCCAAGCUGGAGCCCAACGCAUCGCCGCGGGCCGUGGUGGGCGCCCAUCUUCCGGCCAGCGACGACGACCCGCCGCUGGCGGCGGCGUUUAAGGAGGCGCUGACGCUGACGGUGCGGCAGGGGCACCCGGUGCACCUGACGGCGCGCCAGCUGGCAGACAUGACCCCCGCGGAGCUGGCCAGGCACUACAAGGCGUACGUGAAUGAGCUGGCGGGGAUCCUGGUGGAGAGCGACAACCCCGGGGCCGCGCCCACGCAGGCACGCGCGGAGCCGCCUGGCUGCCUGGCUGCCCGCCUGGCUGCGUGGCCCGACCGCGUGCGGCGGCUGGUGGAGGAGGUGUGCCUGCUGUCCACGCGCACCGCCGUGUGCAACCCGCCCGGCAGCAAGCACUUUGCGCUGACAAAGGUCGACGACGUGUCCAACCAGCCCGCCGACGCGCGCGUGCCUCAGAUUGCGCGCGCGCUGGACAUCACCCAGCAGCAGCGCCGCCAGCUCAGCCAGCUGCGCGGCCUGCUGCUGCAGAAGCUGGCGCGCGUGGCGGCGGAGCGGCAGGACAUCAACCACCAGCUGGCGGGCGCCGUGCCCGGCGGCACCGGCAGCCGCCACCUGGCCUCGCGCUACCUGGUGGCGCACGACUGCCAGCGGCGGCUGCGCGAGAGCCUGCGCGAGGAGCACGCCCUGGUGCUGGACUUUGCCUCCACCAUCCACAAGCACGCCAGCGGCGGCAGCGGCAGCGGCGCCACGCUGGCUGGCGCGCACGGCAGCGGUGGGCCGGCCACCAGCGUGGGCAUGCCCAUGGCGGCGGGCGGGGCGGCAGGCCCCAUGUUCCAGCCCGCGGCGUUUGGAGGCAUGCAGGCGCCGCCGAUGUUUGGGCAGCGGGGGAUGGCGGGGCCGUUUGGCCAGGCGGCGCCCCUCCUGCACGCCCCCGGCGGCGGCUCAGAUGCCAUGAACAACCAGGUCGGCCACACCGGGCACAGCGGCAUGCACCUGCAGCUGCUGACCACCGGCGGCUCUGGCUGCCUGGCCGGCCCGCCGGGCAUGUCGCACCUGUCUGCCGCCGGCAGCGGCAGGGCUGGCUUCAUGUGUGAGCUGGCUGGCAGCGGGCAGGCGGUGCCCAUCUCACCAAACAUGGCGGCCCUGAGCACCGCCAACGACGCGUGA
Molecule: messenger RNA, 1920 nt
Organism: Chlorella variabilis
Lineage: Eukaryota; Viridiplantae; Chlorophyta; Trebouxiophyceae; Chlorellales; Chlorellaceae
Product: expressed protein
Exons: 10
Coding region: 1-1920 (639 amino acids)
Biological process (GO): regulation of DNA-templated transcription
Molecular function (GO): DNA-binding transcription factor activity
Source: RefSeq, a predicted model, not a curated record